CACAUUUAUAUUUUAUGUGUUCAUUAAUGUGCAUUGUAUCAUGUCACAAAGCUAUAACAAAUGGCAACUUACUAUGAGGAGUUUUAUUGUACAUCUAUAAACAGGCUUAUUGGUGUGUCUAGUGUCAGGACGUGGACUACGGAGUGGUUGUUUUCCCGAGAUGCAAGUGAACUUGGACUGGACACGGCGUGAAGAACUGUGGUUCAGGGGGGUCCAGAUGGCAGGCAUGAGGGGCCCGGCCUGCACUGGAGUUUGGCUCUAGAGUCCACUGAGGCUCCCACUUUAACUGGACACAUUCCACAGGACGUGUGCCCAUGAGGUCGUCACCACUGGUCCUGGUCCUCCUGAUUGGCGUCCAGGCUGUACUAAACAUGGGCGGUGGACUGGCCCAGAGUGCUGGGUUAGCCAACCACAAAGCAGGACAGCAUCAGCAGUCCACAGCGUCAGGGGACCAGCAUGCUGAACAUCACAGGACCAAGAGGCCUCAUCGGGCCGGCUCAUACACACCUGAUCCCUCCAUCCCCGUGGUGGACCCCAAGCUCUUCUCCAAGAGACGCUACCGCUCAUCGCCCCGUGUCGUCUUCAGCGAGGUGCCACCCUCCCAUGACGCCCUGGAGAGCGAGGGCCAUGACUCUGAAGGGGUGAGGGGGAUAAGGGUGAGGCGCAAAGUGGGGUCGCACACCAUGCGCAGAGGAGAGUACUCAGUCUGUGAGAGCAAUAACAGCUGGAAGGGCGACAUGACCCGCGCCACAGACAUUGCUGGGAAUGAGGUGACCGUGCUGCCCAAUGUCACAAUCAACAAUGUGGUGAAGCGGCAGUGGUUUUGGGAGACCAUCUGCCUAACCCCAACGCACAGGGGCUCUGGAACAGCAAACGGGGGACGGGCGGGAGGAAGGAUGGGGGGACGGAGCGGCAAACAGGGCUCCAAAUCGGGCAACUCGGGCUGUCUCGGCAUCGACAGUCGCCACUGGAACUCCUACUGCACCAACUCACACAUAUUUGUAAGCGCCCUAACCAUCUUCAACGAACGGACAGCCUGGCGUUACAUCCGCAUCAACGCCGCGUGUGUGUGCGUGAUCAGCAGGAAGUCUUGGGCGGGACACUGACUGGGGAGAAAGACAGCCGUGCCCUACCCAAAUAUGAACCAAUGACACGUUUCUUGGCCACGACAGCUUUUUUGCCAAUACUGUAACCCUUGUUCCCAGUCUACACGCACACACACACACACACACACACACACACACACACGCACACACACACACACACACACAGUUUCCUCGUUCCAGCCCGGUGCCCGCCCUUCACCCUACCUCAGUCCGAGAAGUCCUGGUUGUUUUAAAUUAAAAGAAUUGCAUGUUAUAUUUAUGGUUUAAACAGUCAAAUAUGAAAAUAUACAGUAUGUGUACAUAUUUGAACUCAAGAUUUUAUUGUUGUUAUAUGUUGUUUUGUUGUUGUUUUUGUUAUUUAUUCAACACAUCUGUACUUGCCUGGUUUGUUUUAUCAAUUUUUUGAAUAUGCACAUUUAGAAUUUUUACAUGAACGAUGGAUAAAAAUGACCAACUUGACAGCUUUAUUAUUGACUUCCUGGCCUUUCUUUUGGUUCAGCACGGGCAUGAAGUUGUUGUUUGUUGAGUAUGGUUUUAUGCUAGCUCAC
Nerophis lumbriciformis (worm pipefish) is the source of this 1654-nucleotide messenger RNA. RefSeq names its product nerve growth factor a (beta polypeptide) (gene ngfa). Gene Ontology annotation, molecular function: nerve growth factor receptor binding; growth factor activity. Gene Ontology annotation, biological process: nerve development; positive regulation of peptidyl-serine phosphorylation; neuron projection morphogenesis. Gene Ontology annotation, cellular component: axon; synaptic vesicle; dendrite. Lineage: Eukaryota; Metazoa; Chordata; Actinopteri; Syngnathiformes; Syngnathidae. The record is from RefSeq and is a predicted model, not a curated record.